AUGAGUCCCAUGCUGCCAAAAACUGCACAGACUGACGUGCCAAAGACGGACAAAAACGGAGAGAAGAUGUACACUGCGACUGAGGUCCAGAAGUUGGGCGAAUUGUAUGCAGCCCAGGUCCAGCGCCGCUUACAGAUUGUCAAGAUUGUCAUUCCCCGAGCGGAAUCACUGAGACGAACACUCUGCUAUGCGGAGUUGAAAGCCACAUUCGCUAUCUUCGCGAGUUGA
This is a messenger RNA of Sphaerulina musiva SO2202, 228 nucleotides long. RefSeq lists its product as uncharacterized. The transcript has 2 exons. The record is from RefSeq and is a predicted model, not a curated record. The coding region runs from base 1 to 228 and encodes 75 amino acids. NCBI's taxonomy places the organism in Eukaryota, Fungi, Ascomycota, Dothideomycetes, Mycosphaerellales, Mycosphaerellaceae.